AUGGACACCGCGAGGCGCUCCUCAAGGGCUGCUCGAGGGAGUCAAUCACUGCAAUCGAAUUCAUACCACUCGUCUGCCUCUUCUAACUCAUCCGGGCGAGGCGAUAGAGCUACUCGAUCACAUAACAAGGCCGAAUCUCCCAGGAAGUCGACUCCCUCGGCUUCCUUGUCCUCAGAGCCACCCGACGAGUCGAUCGCGAUCGCGCCGGACGACACCAUUCAAACACGUCGAAAACGUGGUCGAGCUGAAGAGCAACCCAAAUCAUCGAAGUCACAAGCUGCGCAGGUUGAAAUGGGGAAUGGCGCAGAGGAAGGUGGAGAGGAGGACGAAGCUGUCCGGUGCAUCUGUGGCCUCGACGAGUACCCAGGCCCUCCACAGCUUGGCGAAGAAGACAGCAAACAUGGAAUCAAGGAGGGAAUUGAGGAACCUUUAAUCACACCAGCAGACUUCACAGAGGACUUGGCUGGGUUUUUCUUGCAAUGCGACAUGUGCAAGGUUUGGCAACAUGGCGGUUGCGUUGGAAUCAUGAACGAAGACACAAGUCCCGAUGAAUAUUUCUGCGAGGAAUGUCGAAGCGAUUUACACAAGAUAUUUACAGCUCCUAAUGGUCAACGAUACUCUCAUUACCUUCCUCUCUACCAAAGCUUGUCUCGAACAACCUCCAGAGCAGCAUCUUUUUCGAAAGAUGGCACAAGAUCACCCCGAGGCAGUAAGAGUGGUCGACCAUCUUCCAGUCUCCAGAGCGCCAAAAGAAGAUCAACGAUGAAUAGUAGAGAUGCUGCUUAUGAUGAGGAGGAACAGCUACGACGAGCGAUCGAGGCUAGCAAAGGAGAGAAGAGUGGUGAAAGCACUGAUGGAGGAGGCACUAAGCGUGGAAAACGAGGUCGAAGUGAGAGCGAAGAAAAACAAGAAGGUCCCAAGAGACAGCGAACUGCGUCUGCCUCGACCUCGCCCCCUCGCGAACUGCACCGUCAAGAGUCCCAGGCUGACUCGGAUGAUGGCACAAAUGGUCGAGUUUCGACGGCGAAAAAGAUUAGAGGCGCUGCAGCACGAAAUUACAAGGAGAAAGAGGCCAGGGAAGAGCGAGAGAGGUCUAGGAAAGAAGCAGCCCAGAAGCGUAUGGGCCGAGCAGAGCGACGAAGGGUUGAUGACCCCGCUGAGGAUGCACCGCUUGCGUCCAAAAUUCCAAUUCCCAAAGCUAUAGAGAUCCCAGCCCCACCGUUAGAACCGCCCACCUCCUCCCAGGUUGCGACACCAGAUACUCCACCACCAAUCGUACCUGCUCCGUCCCACAAGAAGGGUGGAAGGCCGCCAAACAAUAGGAAAGGAAAGUUAGGAAAAAAUCAAUACACUAAAGAUAGGGAUCAAGAUCACGAUGAUCAUUCUCCUCAUCGGUCACAGUCUCGGGAUGUAGCCAGGACUGAGGAGGGGCACGCGUCGGGAAACAAGAGCGCGAAUCAUGAGGGCAAGCCCUCAAAAUCAAAAGGCAGUCAUAGUAAAAUAACGAUGGCAGACAUGAAGAAGAGAGUCGCAGGCAUUCUCGACUUCAUUUCCCGAACGCAGCUCGAAUUGGCUAGCGAGUCAUUAUCACCCGCAGCAGGAGAGGCGACGGAGAAACUUAUCCGAGGAAUAGCGGAUGGGCUGCCAAUGAUCAAGGUUAACGGCGAGAACGGGAACGAGCCAAAAUCUAAUGAAGGUGGAGAAGCGGCCCCAACAAAAGAUUUCAAGGACCUUUCCUGUGUAGAAAUGAUGGAUGUUUUGACGAGGCAAUUGGUCAAAUGGCAAAAGGAGUUUGCAUGA
Mollisia scopiformis is the source of this 1800-nucleotide messenger RNA. RefSeq lists its product as uncharacterized. NCBI's taxonomy places the organism in Eukaryota, Fungi, Ascomycota, Leotiomycetes, Helotiales, Mollisiaceae. The record is from RefSeq and is a predicted model, not a curated record. Gene Ontology annotation, cellular component: Rpd3L-Expanded complex; Rpd3L complex. Bases 1 to 1800 code for a protein of 599 amino acids. Gene Ontology annotation, biological process: negative regulation of rDNA heterochromatin formation; negative regulation of silent mating-type cassette heterochromatin formation. The transcript has 4 exons.